GGUUUCCAUCAAUUUUCUUUUUCAGAAAAUUCUGCGAUAUUUUAAUUACUUACUGGAUAAGAUAAUAAUAUUCAAUUAAAUUAACGUUCUUCAAUACAGUAUUUCUGUAACUAUUACAGGCUUGUACGAUAUAUAUAAACAACUUCAAGUGGUUUCCAUUUCAUACAGUAAUAUUUAACACAUUUCUGAACGCAGCCUUAUUUUCGCUAUUGCGGUUGCCGCACACGUGCCGUGAUUUUUGUGAUAUUUUUUGUAAAAUAAUUAUCUUUACAGACUGCAGAGCAUCAAAAGGAGCACUUAGACAAAACAUAAAUAGAAAAUUAACAUAGUCUCAAUAUUUCAUAAGUCGUAAGCAUCUCAUAUGGACAUGGUAUCGGAGACGCAGGUGAAUGGAGGGGCGGAGACCGGGGAGCUUCCGCCUGCACUGGCGGAGCGCCCCGCUGGCCUGCCGCCCGGCACCUACGCGCUGGUUGGCUGGGACAUGGACACCACGGGACGCAGGCUUAUUGAUGAGAUAUGCCAGAUAGCAGCGUACGCGCCCAAACAGACGUACUCCCAGUACAUAAUGCCGUACGGAGACCUGAACCCGGGCGCGCGGCGCCGCCACAGCGUCCGUGUCGUCACCGUCGGCCGGUACCGCAUGCUCAAGGACACCAACACUCACAAGAUCCUUAAGACCAAGUCGGAGAUAUCAGCCCUGACGGAGUUCCUGGACUGGCUGGAGGCGGCGCGGGGCGACGCGGGCAGCGUGAUCCUCAUCUACCACGAGCCGCGGCGACUCAGCCCCACCAUGCUGCUCGAGGCCCUCACCAGGUACAAGCUACUAGACCGCUUCAAGAGCAUCGUGUCGGGCUUCACGGACAGCUACGCCCUCGCAGCCGACAAAUGCAAGUCGACGGUCAAGUCCGUGUCGCUGCGGGUGCUGGCGCGUGUGCUACUGGAUGCUGACACUCUGUCCGUGGAUAGCGCCCUGGAUAGGGCCACCGCCGCCUACAAGAUUGUCGAGCAUUUGGCUCAGGGCGAGCAACAAGAAGUGGGGGCGGGCGGCGAAGGGGCCCCGCCCUCGGCCCACAUGGUGGAGACAGCCCGAGCCUGGGCCCGGCCAGUUAGCACCGAGCUGGACGCGCUGGCCACACUCAAGACGCUGCUGGAGAGACAAAACACUUUCCGGCCAGUCUUCGCGCCGCUACUACGCACGGUGCGUCCGCAACGCAAGCGCGUCACUGCGUUGCGUCGUUUACUCGCCGACGCGGGGCUGUUGUACGACCAGCUGAAGGAUGCGUGGCAGGAGCAGAAGAUUGAAGGUCUAGAGAAGCAGCUAGCGGCGCUGAGCGUGACUGCUAAAGAAGAAGACAUAAAGGAGCUGAUCGAGAUCUUCGACUGCCACUUCGACCCCGCCAAAGAGCCCAAGGGGCCUAAACCCAGAGCGCCUAGGAAUAAGAACCGGGCGGGCGGGUCGGCGGGCGAGGGCGAGGGCGACGCGGGCGACGGCAGCACCAGCGACUCGGCCGCCAGCUCCGUGCACCACUCGCCCACCAAGACUAACAAUGCAGAAGCAGCGGUAGGGGACACUAGUCAAACAGUCGCAAAUCCGGAGCCGGUCGCCGCGAACUAGCCGACAACCACAUACUAACAUUACAACUUAGAAUUUUUCUACAACACUACUGUCGUUUAGUAUAUUGCCCCCGACUUGGGACCGUUUAUAUCGAGAAAUUGAGUAAAGUACUUGAGCCAUUACAAACUUGCGAACUGAGUAUUAUUUUAAUUAGACCUCUCGCAAAGGCAUAAUUGUGUCGGAACUCUUGCUCUCACUUCAAUUUCUGUGUGUAAUCAGUUUUAUGAGUUAAACACGCACGAUUGUAAUGGAUCUAGCAUUGAACGUUGUCAUUAUGUGUAGGCUAAUGUUAGGUGUGAAAAUAAAGUCACACCUAAUAUUAGCCGUAACAUAUGAUAAACGUUGUUUAACCGAUUAUUCGAUGUGCACGGUCCCGAAUCACGGGUAGCCAUAGAAAUGUGACAAACAUUUAUUCGUAUUAUACAUUUAGGUUAAGUCUUCUUGAAUUAGAACCAUGAUUAUGUUGUUUUGCGUACUUCGGUGAACGAGUUACAUGUUUUCUUUUCUUCAUAUACAAUCUACUUCAAUUUAACCCUUACUUUUGCUUCUCGCGUAAAUUUUUAUAUAAAAGGUAGUGUGCCUUAUGCGAAUAUGUAAGUGUGUUCUAGCCAGUGAUGUGUUGGCCUUUUUGUUGUUGUUUUAGAACAAUUUUGGUACAUUUUGAUACUAAACAAAAUAUCAAACAUUUUGUAACGUAAAAAUUUAUGAAAAAGACUCCAUUGGCGAAUGUGGUAAAGUCAAUAUUUUUAGGGGCUGUGGAAGCAAUAUUGUAUAAUAACACUUUGUAAACACAUUGGGGCUUUGUGAACAAGGAUGAAAUAAUAAGUACAAUACUGAGUACUGUUUUAUUUAUUUUUAAAGUGUGUGCAAUCACAUUGUAACGGAUGGACUGAUAUAGCAUCCGCAUAUUUUUACAUUUUAUUUAUUUUGUUGUUGCAUAUUCAUUGUAAGUUAUUAGGAUUGCAUUUCGCUACUAACAUGCCGUAGGCGCGAGCGUCGAUUUGUUUGUUUUGCCAUAGAGAAUACCUACUUGUUUUUUUUUUCAUAAACAAUAAUCACAUAAGCAGCGCACGUAAUGCAAAUCGCGUGUACCUAUUAACUUACCUUUAAUUUUAGUUAGUUUUUAACAUAGACUGUACAUAUUAUUUAAUUUCUUAUUUUGUUCAGAUCUCUAAUAAAUAUGUAAGUCUACA
Messenger RNA from Plutella xylostella (diamondback moth), 2808 nucleotides. NCBI's taxonomy places the organism in Eukaryota, Metazoa, Arthropoda, Insecta, Lepidoptera, Plutellidae. The record is from RefSeq and is a predicted model, not a curated record.